GAUUGGGAUCACACUCGCUCCGGUGGCUGGCCAGGUUCUCACGACUCUGUUUCGGAUGCGGAUCUUUUUUCCUUUCUUCCACUGUAUCCAGAUUAGAGCUUUUUCCAAAGGACGAAGCCAGCCCAGCCUGGCAGUAGCAUCCUCCCCAUUAUAAUAUUUUUUCCCCCCUUUUUUAAAACCCCCGGGCUCUCUUCCUUCGCACCACAUCCUUCUGUAAUGCAUUCCCGGAUGGGAGAAAAUCGGCUAGGGGCUUGGGACAGCUCCCUAGCCCACCUUUCAAGGCGCUAGGCAGCAUUGAGGACAGAAGAGCGGGCUGACCCUUCGGUUUUUCCAUUAUUCCUAUUAUUGUUUCAAGAGAAAGGGAAAUAGCUUUAUCCUCCCGUGGACUUCUGCACCCAAAACCCUUGGUUUCUCCCCCAUCACCCACCACCCCUCCAUUCGCUCCUGCCUCGAUCGGGUCUUUAGCGCAAGCCUCCCUUUUGGGCUAAAAAAAACAAACAAAAAAAAAGAUUUUUCGGGUUUUUUUUUUCUUUCUUCUUUCUUUUCGGAAAACAGACACCCCCCCCCCCCGUCACCCCGCCUUACCAGAUCGACUUUGGCCCCCCACCGAUUUCACCUUCCUGAAGGUUGAAGCCGGCGGCCGGAUCGCGCGUGGCGCGGCCAGGAGGAUCUUCCGGACUGCAAUGAUUUGAAGAUCUUGAGACGGAAAUUUCCAAGGGUUUUGUCAUCCAGCCUUUAAACCCACUGAAUCUUUGAGUUGGUUCACCUAAAAGAUGACCUCCUGUUGGAAGAGAUGGGCCUUCGCCAUGGUGCUGUUUCCCAUGGCUGCAUCCAUGCAUUCUGAUUGUUUCAUCAAAAAGGAACAAGAAGCGUGUUUAGAAAACAUCCAGAAACUGACCAGCAGUUCGACCUUCAAUGAAUCAUCCCCAGGUUGCGCAGGGAUGUGGGAUAACAUCACUUGCUGGAAACCUGCUUUGGUGGGCGAAGUCGUGUUUGUCAAAUGCCCAGCUCUCUUCACCGUGGUGAACGUAGAUUAUGGCUGGGAUAUGAACGGCAUGGCGUAUGCGCAACCAGGAGAGCUUGAAAUGUUUGAGAAUCCAGAGCAACUUCUAGCAGAUGGAUCCAUGGAUUUUAAACUGGUCAGCAGGAACUGCACCCAGGAAGGCUGGUCUGAACCGUUCCCACAUUAUUACGAUGCCUGCGGAUUUGACGACAAUGACACAUGGAAUGGCCAGGCUUACUACUACCUGUCUGUCAAGGCUUUGUAUACAGUUGGCUACAGCACAUCCCUCGUUUCGCUCACCACCGCCAUGGUGAUCUUGUGCCGUUUCAGGAAACUGCAUUGCACCCGGAAUUUCAUUCACAUGAAUCUUUUUGUUUCAUUCAUUCUGCGUGCCAUAUCCGUCUUCAUUAAAGACGGGGUCCUGUAUGCCGAGCAAGACAGCAACCAUUGUUUUAUUUCGACGGUGGAAUGCAAAGCAGUGAUGGUCUUCUUCCACUACUGUGUGAUGUCCAACUAUUUCUGGCUUUUUAUUGAGGGGCUGUACCUCUUUACGUUACUUGUGGAAACCUUCUUUCCAGAGAGGAGAUACUUCUACUGGUACACUAUCAUUGGUUGGGGAACUCCAACCAUUUGUGUCACAGUCUGGGCAGUCCUUCGGCUUCACUUCGAUGACAUUGGCUGUUGGGACAUGAAUGACAACACUGCUUUAUGGUGGGUAAUCAAAGGUCCAGUUGUGGCGUCCAUAAUGAUCAAUUUUUUGCUUUUCGUGGGCAUCAUCAUUAUCUUGGUUCAGAAACUCCAGUCUCCAGAUAUUGGGGGCAACGAAUCCAGCAUCUACUUCAGCUGCGUUCAGAAAUGCUACUGUAAGUCCGAGAGGACUAACCAGCAUUCUUGCAGGAUGGCUGAACUAUCCAUCAUCACCCUGCGGUUGGCCCGAUCCACCUUGUUACUCAUCCCACUCUUUGGGAUUCACUACACAGUGUUUGCCUUUUAUCCAGAGAACGUUAGCAAAAGGGAACGCUUGGUUUUUGAACUGGGGCUCGGUUCCUUCCAGGGUUUCGUGGUCGCUGUGCUCUACUGCUUUUUGAAUGGGGAGGUGCAAUCCGAAAUCAAGAGAAAAUGGCGGAGCUGGAAAGUCAACCGUUAUUUUGCUGUGGAUUUCAAACACCGCCAUCCCUCCCUGGCAAGCAGCGGUGUCAACGGGGGGACUCAACUGUCCAUCUUGAGCAAGAGCAGCUCGCAGAUUCGGAUGUCCAGCGUCAACGCCGAGAACUUGGCCACAUGAGCCCAGAACACCAAGAACCCCCCAGAAAGAGAAAGCCAGAUAAGCUGGGAUUAACACCAGACAAACGAUCAAGCAGAAAACAAUACCUUAAUCAAGGAAUUACUAAGGCGAAAAAUCGCAUCUCCACUAACAUUGAGAGGGCAAGCCACUUUUGUAAAUAAACAAAGAGCAAACCGCCUUCCCUUCUAGCCCUGACGAUGUUACCUAGUUGGGUAAUGAAACGUUUGAAAGAAAACCACCAAACUCAAAGAUCAUCAAGGGCCCCGCAGUCCUGAAAUUAAAAUAGUUGGGUGGGACAGCAAGAAACCGAGGACUGAAACCGAAGAUUGAAACAAAGUCCUUUCCAAUUUUGUGGUACAAAUCCUCAAUUAAAAUGCCUAAAAUUGUAGCAAGAAAUACAGACAUCAUACUUUUAAAACACUUGUUACAAAUUAAACAGAUAAAUAUAGGCAGUCCUCAACUUACAACCAUUCACUUAGUGACUGUUGAAAGUCACAACAGCACUGAAAAAAAGGGACUUAUGACCAUUUUUAACACUUCUGACCAUUGCGGUCCCAUGCGGUUCCCCCCCCCCCCGUGGUCAUGUGAUCAAAAUUCGCUUGGCAACUGACUCAUACUUAUGACAGUUGCCCGGGGUCACAUGAUCCCCUUUUGCGACCUUCUAACAAGUCAAGUCAAUGGAGAAGUUAGAUUCAGUUAAGUACCGUGUGACUAACUUAACAAUUGCAGUGGUUCACUUAACAACCGUGGCAAAGAAAGGUCGUAAAACAGGGCAAAAUCCCCCCUGUCAGCCGUCUUGCUUAGCAAUGGAAAUGUUGGACUCAAUUGUGAUCGUAAGUCAAGAACUACCUUUGCUGGAAAAUUAAAAAGUGAAUGGAUGGAAGAAUUCACAUAUUGCAUUUCUUUCUCCUAAAAGUUCAAUCUCUCUUCCUGAAAUCUCUUAAAAGAGAAAUCUUAAAUUAAAGCAAAUUUAAAUCUGUAUCUCUUGCUAGAGAGUAAAUCAUAUGGACUCACAAGUAAAUUCCAUUAGCUUCCCAAGGUCUUACUACAUAGUAGACGUUUUAAAUUUGUUAUUUAUAUUUUGUAUAUUUUCUGUUUUAAUAUGGCUGUAAACUGCCCUGAGUCCUUUGGGAGAAGGUUGGUAUAGAAAUUAAAUUAUAAAUAAAAAUAAAAAUAAAUAGUAGACAAUUGUCACAGGAUUACACACAGAUAUACCUUGUCUUACGACUACCAUUGAGGCAAAAAUUUAUGAGAAAACCACCAAGGUUCCUUCCAACUCUGAUAUACUGUCAUUCAAAUACCCAGCAGGGCUGGACCAUCAAGCAAAGCGAACCCAAGUUCGUAAUUUUAUACAAUUUUAUGGACUCAAGUUAAGCAAGACAUUUGUUAAGUGACUUUUGCCCCAUUCUAUGACCUUCUUUGCUAUAGUUGUUAAAUGAAUCACCGCAGUUGUUAAGUUAGUGACAUGGUUGUUAAGUGAAUCUGGCUUCCCCCAUUGACUUUGCUUGUCAGAAGGUCGCAAAAGGGGAUCAGAUGCCCCCGGGACACUGCAACCGUCAUAAAUAUGAGUCGGUUGCCAAGCAUCCAAAUUUUGAUCACGUAAUACCCAUGGCAUGCUGCAAUGGUCGUAAGUGUGAACAUUGGUCAUAACUCGCUUUUUUCAGUGCCGUUAUAAUUUCGAACGGUCACUAAAUCAACUCGUUGCAGAUCGAGCACUACUUGUAAUUAAUAAACCAGUGCCAAAUUGCUUUAGAGUAAGCCCAUUGGGCGGAGUGGAUUUACUUUGGAGUAACUGACUUAAGAUCCUCUGGACUGGUAUUUUUGAAUCCCAGUUUCACAACGUUUUGUGGUUGUGGGAGAAGUUCCCAGUUGCUCUUCUGCACAGAAACAUUUUGUUAUGUUUGUUUUCUCUUGAUUGUCCAACAAAAUGAAUGUAUUUGCUGAAUGAAUGAGUCAAGCAUCUCUUUUUUUCAUUUGUCAGGCGGUAGAAACUUAAUGGCCAAGAUUUGCUUCUAAAACUGAUGUAAAUAUCUCUUUUGCGUUGAAACUGUGCUCUGUUUCUUCUUCUUUUUUCACUGUGAACUAUCUUUUGGAGUUUGAGGAUCUAUGUUAUUAAAAAAGAAAAAAAAAAAGCAAGUGUAAUUAUAACAAAGAUAUUGAGAAUAAAAUAUUUGUUGUGACACA
Molecule: messenger RNA, 4472 nt
Organism: Ahaetulla prasina
Lineage: Eukaryota; Metazoa; Chordata; Lepidosauria; Squamata; Colubridae
Gene: ADCYAP1R1
Product: ADCYAP receptor type I
Exons: 18
Coding region: 774-2288 (504 amino acids)
Biological process (GO): adenylate cyclase-modulating G protein-coupled receptor signaling pathway; cell surface receptor signaling pathway
Cellular component (GO): plasma membrane; neuron projection
Molecular function (GO): vasoactive intestinal polypeptide receptor activity; G protein-coupled peptide receptor activity; peptide hormone binding
Source: RefSeq, a predicted model, not a curated record